AUGGUCACAGUCUUCCCUUUCGAUCAUCAAAACUGCAGUCUGAAGCUUCUAUCUUACUCAUUUUACAGACACGAAAUCAAACUACAAAAUGCUAUCUUUGAAGAUUUGGAUAUAAGCACUGUGGGUAAUGAUGAAUGGGAGGUUACCAAUAUCAUUUCCUGCAAUGAUCAGCUAAACAGUAGCAAUGGUGAAGCCGUUCAGCUGGGCCAAUCCCUGCGGUCGACAAAUUGCGAUAUUUGUGAGAGAAAUCCGAGCUACUAUAUUGCGCUUAUCAUCAUUCCAUCGUUCAUUUUGACUUUUCUAUGUGUGGCAGGGCUCUUCAGCUCGUCGUUGAUUGUGGACGAUCUGGAUAAGUUCUGCAUGGGUCUCACCACGAUAAUGUCUACUACGGUGAUGAUUGGCAUCGUUGCUGAGAACAUUCCAAAAACGAAGAUUAUUCCGAAUUUGAUUGUAUACGUCACCACAAAUCUCAUUAUUGUUGGCACAGCGAUUCUCAUCAUUAUUGUGCUGCCAAAAAUCAGCCAAUUUCUUGAGUGGAUUUUCAGAUGCUGUAAGUUGCGGUGUGCACGUCGUCAUUGUGGUAUACCUAUGGGCAUGAUGAACGCCGCGCUUCUUGUAAUCUUUGAGGGAUAUGUCAUCAAGAACCUACUCGAUCUCGUGGGAGGUGCAUUUUCGUGAAUGUCUUGAUCACAAAAUAUCAGGUUUCAAAAAUAAAUAGUACAGCGAGCCCUAGCACGAUAACCGCCCA
Molecule: messenger RNA, 748 nt
Organism: Cylicocyclus nassatus
Lineage: Eukaryota; Metazoa; Nematoda; Chromadorea; Rhabditida; Strongylidae
Source: the annotation of a GenBank genome assembly